This is a messenger RNA of Juglans microcarpa x Juglans regia, 3143 nucleotides long. Its product is annotated as patatin-like protein 6. NCBI's taxonomy places the organism in Eukaryota, Viridiplantae, Streptophyta, Magnoliopsida, Fagales, Juglandaceae. The coding region runs from base 845 to 2251 and encodes 468 amino acids. The transcript is spliced from 3 exons. The record is from RefSeq and is a predicted model, not a curated record. Gene Ontology annotation, biological process: lipid metabolic process.
AAGUGUUAUCUAUAUAUAAUGGUUUCUUUAAGAGCUGUGUAUAUAAAACAGACAUGCUGUGCAACAGUUGCGUUCUUGCCUCGUCCUCUGGUUUCUUUGGCUUUUUUCGUUUUUCUUUUUGGUGCUGGUUGGUUGGUUGGUUGGUUGGUCCUUUGAUCUUUUCCCAUGUAUGUUUGUAGAGCGCUCUAGCUUGAUUUGGCUUGCUUUGCUGAAAGAAACAAACCAGAGAAGAGAAAGAACGUGUGGGAGAUUGACCAAAAGGGUUGUGAGGUUUCUUUCUCUGCCCCCUUUUUUUGGUGGAGAAUGAAAUGAUUAGUUUGGAGCCGAAAUAAGAGUGUGUAAAAGCGAGCGAGUGUGUUUGGGGGGAGGAAACGCAAAGAAAGAGCGGGCUUUGGAGGUGCUUGUUUGGGUGCGUUCUCCUGAAGGUGAUGCGUGUUGGGCCAGUUUAGUUGAGCAUCCUUUUCAAUAUAAAGUGUUGUGUUACGGAAUGUUCUAAUUGGGGAGGGGGAUACAUUUAAGGCUGAGAUUUUGAGACCUAACUUCCUGAAACUGAUUUUUAUUUUUUGUUAUUUUUUAUGAAAAAAGCAAAAAAUACAGGAAUUUCAUGGGCGUGAGUUUCAAGGUCCAAAGUCUUGGUUCCGAAUUUGAGCAAGGUAGAAAUUUAAGUUGCUCCCAUUCAGCUUGAGUGACAAACGCAUAACGAUUGGUUCCACAAGCUCUGUCAAAGGUGAACAGGCGGGCAUGCAAGGAAUCUAGUAGUUAAACCGAAGGCUAAUUAGGUUCAUCGAAGAGCAGAAUACGAAGUGCUUUUUCUAUCUGUAAUUUCCUCGGAAUCUUUGAGAAAAUGGGUUCUAAUCCAACGGAAAUGCAGGAGCCGAGCAUCGACACCGACAAGCUCAGCUACGAAAUCUUCUCCAUCCUGGAGAGCAAGUUCCUCUUCGGCUACGACGACCAGAAGCUAUGGAUCCCCAAGCCGAUCACUCCUCCGGACACCGAAGCUCAGCCUCAAGCCCAUGCCCAAGUCCAACCCAUCACCAUCGAUAGUAGCGUCUCGGCGAUCAAGAACCAGAGAGGGAAAAUCUGCAUUCUCAGCAUCGACGGCGCUGGCAUGCGGGGCAUUCUCUCGGGCAAAGCUUUGGCCUAUUUGGAACACGCGCUCAAAGUGAAAUCUGGUAAUCCAGACGCCAGAAUCGCCGAUUAUUUCGACGUCGCGGCCGGUUCUGGGAUCGGAGGCAUUUUCACAGCGAUGCUGUUCGCCACGAAGGACCAGAACCGUCCAAUUUUCAAGGCCGAGGAAACUUGGAAGUUUCUGGCUGAACAGGGAAAGAGAUUUUACCGUUCCUCCUCUGGUUCGGGUUCUAACGGCAGUGGUUUCUUCCGGCGGCUAGUUAGAGGUGGCUCUUCUAGCUCUGCCGGCGUGUCCACGGCCGGUUUGGAGAAAGCGAUGAAAGCGGCUUUUAUUGAGAACAACCGGAACUUGACGCUGAAAGACACGUUAAAACCAGUGUUGAUCCCUUGCUAUGACCUGUCCAGCACGGCGCCGUUUCUUUUCUCCCGUGCGGACGCGCUGGAGACCGACAGCUUCGACUUCAGGCUAUGGGAGGUCUGCCGAGCCACUUCGGCGGAACCGAGCCUAUUCGAACCGGUCCAAAUGCGGUCCAUCGACGGCCAAACCAGGUGCGUGGCAGUCGACGGCGGUUUAGCAAUGAGCAACCCAACCGCCGCUGCAAUCACGCACGUGCUACAUAACAAGCAAGAGUUCCCAUUCGUGCGAGGGGUGGAGGACCUGCUGGUGCUAUCUAUAGGAACGGGUCAGUUGGUGGAGGUGAACUAUGACCGGGAUCAGAUCAAGAACUGGAAGGCCAAGGAGUGGGCUCGACCCAUGGCUCGGAUUUCAGGAGACGGCUCGGCGGAGUUGGUGGACCAGUCCGUAGCCAUGGCCUUCGGCCAGGGUAGGAGCAGUAAUUACGUGCGCAUUCAGGCAAAUGGUUCUAGCUUGGGGAGGUGUGGAGCCAAUGUGGAUACAGACCCAAGUCCCACUAAUGUAAACAUGCUCACUGGACUAGCAGAGGAGAUGCUAAAACAGAAGAAUGUUGAGUCAGUGCUCUUUGGAGGCAAGAGGAUUGGAGAGCAACGCAACUUUGAGAAACUUGACUGGUUUGCUGGAGAACUGGUGUUGGAGCAUCAGAGGAGGAGUUGCAGAAUAGCUCCCACUGUAGCCUUCAAGCAAGCUGCACCAAAACCCACCUAGACUGCACUACCAGUCAAUGCCACAACCUAAAAAGGUGGAAAAAAUAUAUCUGAAAUAAGAAGAAUGAAGAGAAGGAAGAAGAAAGGUAAUAUAGUAGCAGCUUUUACUUUAUGGAAGUGAAGUAGAAAGACAAUGGGAGGCCAGUGAAUCGAGUGAAAAGGACAAGUAAUGUUAAAAGGGCGGAAGAUCUCAUGGGGAUACUUUGCCUGCUAGAGGACAGGCAUUGUGGUGUCCACUCCACCUUUCUACAAUGGCAAGCAGCCGUGAAGAAAAAGCUAGUUAGUUCAAGCUUUUCAAGGUCAAACAAGUAUCAGGUGUGAAUCUUUUUCAUUUCAAAUUGAGAUGGUAGGGUGGGAAAACUGUUCCAUAUUUCUUCCCAUGCCUACUUUACUUUUCCCAUUUUUUUUUUCCUUUUUCAAAAAUUGCUUUUUUUUUUUUUGGUCAUCCCGGUCUCAAGAAACUUGAGUGUGGGGGUGGUGGGCUGCCUUGUGAUAAAAACCCAGAAACAUGCCAAAAUUAUUCUUCGUCAGACUUUGGUCUUUUUAUUUGUCGGUUUUUUCCUUCUUUACUUGAAUAUAGAUUGUAGUGGUGGAGAAAGAGAUUUGAGAAUGGGAUGCAGUCUUUUAGCAGCCGACCAUUCAUCCUGAGAUUGGGAUUGAUGGAUGUACCAAUGUGGCGGAUAGUAGUUGGACCCUUUCUACAAGAUCACAAGUAGAUUUUUAUCUAUAGGUUUUUGUGGGUCUACUUGAAUUUUCUGUCUUCAAAUUCUGAUUAUUAUUGUUAUCAACAACUUGUAAAUUUCUGCGUGGUAAGAAGUGGUGGCAGUGGUUGAUGUUUGGCUCAAUUCUCUGUACCCUGUUUGUUGAGUUCGUCUAUAUAAAGCUUUCUUUCA